UGUGUGCACGGGAAGGCCCGCUUCUGGGCGCCUGGGCUGCUGCCUACGGGCUGCGGGAGGAGGGAGAGGCGAUUGGGCCGGGCGCCACCUCUUCCCCCGCCCGCCCGGCCCGCUGCGCCCGCCCCCGGGGACUCCUCCCCGGGCCCGCACUUGAAAGGCAGGAGCUGGACCCCGCCCUGGCCCUAAGCACUGGCCCCCAAUAUUCAGGGUCUCAGUCCCCGCGGAGCCGUCCCCUGGCGCGAUGGUGGCCGUCUGGCUGGUGCCCGUCGGGCAGAAGCUGCUGCUCUGGGGCGCGCUCAGCGCCGUCUCCCUGGCGGGCGCCACCCUCAUCCUGAGCUUCCUGCAGAUGAUGGCGAGCUAUGCGCAUAACUGGCUGCAAAUGAGGCCCAUCCCCACCAUUCCGGGCGCCUACCCCUUCCUGGGACACGUGCUGCUCCUGGAGCGAGGAGGAAAAGAGUUUUUCCAGCAGCUGAUUCAUUACAGUAAAGAAUACAGACAUUUGCCAAUGCUAAAACUCUGGCUUGGCACAAUACCAGUAAUAGCCAUGGAUAAGGCCGAAACUAUAGAGCAUUUGGGAAUCUGUAGAUUAAGAAGAAUUUGUUGUCUUGACUAUGCGUUACUUGCUUUGGAUGUUGCUUUUCUCUUUGUAACCAUGUCUUGUAUUUCUAGUACUGGAAACAAAUGGCGCUCCAGGAGAAAAAUGUUAACACCCACUUUCCAUUUUACCAUUCUGGAAGACUUCUUAGAUGUCAUGAAUGAACAAGCCAACAUAUUGGUUAAUAAGCUUGAAAAGCAUGUUGACGGAGAAAAAUUUAACUGCUUUUUUUACAUCACUCUUUGUGCCUUAGAUAUAAUCUGUGAGACAGCUAUGGGCAAGAAUAUUGAUGCUCAGACUAAUGAUGAUUCUGAGUAUGUCCGUGCAGUUUAUAGGAUGAGUGAUUUGCUACAUCGAAGAAUGAAGACAAUUUGGUUCUGGCAUGACGUUUUGUACCUUUUGUUUAAAGAUGGAAGGGACCACAAAAGGAACCUGAAGAUCUUACAUAAUUUUACCACCAAUGUAAGUCCUCAUUUUUUUUUAUUAUCCAACUGCUUUGCUGCCCAGGGCCAUGAUACAACUGCAGCUGGAAUAAACUGGGCCUUGUACCUACUGGGUUGCUAUCCAGAAGUCCAGAAAAAAUUAGGCAAUGAACUGGAUGAAGUGUUUGGGAAUUCUGAUUGCCCUGCUACCUUAGAAGACCUGAAGAAACUUAAAUAUCUGGAUUGUGUUAUUAAGGAGACACUUCGUAUUUUUCCUUCUGUGCCUUUAAUUGCCCGUGAUCUUAAUGAAGAUUGUGAUGUUGGGGGAUACAAGGUUGUGAAAGGCUCUCAAAUACUCAUCGUGCCCUAUGCACUGCAUAGAGACCCACGGUACUUCCCUGACCCUGAGGAGUUCAA
This is a messenger RNA of Myotis davidii, 1434 nucleotides long. RefSeq names its product cytochrome P450 4V2. The record is from RefSeq and is a predicted model, not a curated record. The annotation marks the transcript as partial. The transcript has 9 exons. Gene Ontology annotation, molecular function: heme binding; iron ion binding; oxidoreductase activity, acting on paired donors, with incorporation or reduction of molecular oxygen. Lineage: Eukaryota; Metazoa; Chordata; Mammalia; Chiroptera; Vespertilionidae.